CUCGGCCAUCGCCGGGUCGAGGCGGGGCCUGUGCGACGUCCACACCGGCCCUGGAGGCCGGGGACACGCGGGCCGAGGGAGCAGAAGGUCUCUUCUCUCUUCCCCAUUUCCCGGCCCCCCAACCCCGGCGGCGGGGCAGAGGCGGCCAGAUCCACCCGGGAAUUUUGGAAGCACACACUCUGCCCCCUCCCUCUCUGCUUGUCUCGCAGCAAGCCGCGGGCGGUCCGAGUCCCCGAGGCCGUGCAGGGGGCCCCGCCGGGGGAGCUGCCAGCUGCGGACCGGCCACUAGCCCAGCGGAGCCGCGAGCGCGCCCCGCACGCAGACGCAAGGCCGACGGCGUUGCCAGGGGCGCGCGACUAGGAAAUGGCAGCGGACUGACUCCUCCCGCUUCCCGUUCUCGCUCCCGCUUCCCGUUCUCGCUCCCGCUUCCCGUUCUCGCUCCCGCUUCCCGUUCUCGCCCGCGAACCCGGACAACGCGCCGCGGCCGCAGAACAGCCUCCUGCGCCGAGCGUCCGCGACACCAGUCCUGGGGUCAAGUGCCUCAGUUUCAAUCUGGGAAUUCUUUAAAUGAAACUUGUUUAAAAUCUUAGACCAUACCCAAAAGAGAGACCCCAGUCAACAAUAAGGUGGAAAAGAAUGAUGUUUUCCUUAAACAGUCUACAGAAUGUCGUCUAUAACCCGAUAAUUCCCUAUGUUGGGACCAUUUCUGAGCAGCUGGAGCCUGGAACUUUGAUUGUACUACGUGGGCAAGUUCCUAGUGACUCAGACAGGUUCCAGGUGGACUUACAGUGUGGCAGCAGCGUGAAACCUCGAGCGGACGUGGCCUUUCAUUUCAAUCCCCGGUUCAGAAGGGCCAACUGCAUUGUCUGCAACACUCUGAAAAAUGAGAAGUGGGGCAGGGAAGAGAUCUCCUACGACGUGCCUUUCAAGGAAGGAAAAUCCUUUGAGAUCGUGGUCAUGGUGCUGAAGGACAAAUUCCAGGUGGCUGUCAAUGGAAAACACACCCUGAUCUACGCCCACAGGAUCAGCCUAGAGAAGAUCGACACCCUGGGCAUUUAUGGCAAAGUGAUCAUUCACUCUGUGGGUUUCAGCUUCAGCUCGGAUUUAAGAAGUAGCCAAGCAUCUACUCUGGAAUGGACAGAGAUAAGUGAAGAAAAUGCACAAAAGUCUGGCGUGUCACAGUUUACUCUGCCGUUCGUAGCGAGGUUGAACUCCUCAGUGGGCCCUGGACGGACUGUCGUCAUAAAAGGAGAAAUAAAUACAAACGCCAAAGGCUUUUCUGUUAAUCUACUAUCAGGAAAAUCCAAGGAUAUUGCUCUCCACCUGAACCCACGCCUGAAUGUUAAAGCAUUUGUAAGAAAUUCUUUUCUUCAGGAGUCCUGGGGAGAAGAAGAGAGAAAUAUUACCUGUUUCCCUUUUAGUCCUGGGAUGUACUUUGAGAUGAUAAUUUAUUGUGACGUUAGAGAAUUCAAGGUUGCAGUAAAUGGUGUACACAGCCUGGAGUACAGACACAGAUUUAAAGACCUGAGUCAUAUCGACACGCUGGAAAUCGAUGGCGAUAUCCACUUACUGGAAGUAAGGAGCUGGUAGCUGACAGGUGUGCUACAAAAACUGAAAUACAGAUGACUUCUGUAACACUGGCCUUGUUAAAAUGCAUCUUACUCAUAUGGUUUCUAUAUAUUGUUAAAAUGGGCUGAAGUCCUACUGGGUGUCUUCAGUCCAUGUCACGCAGUGAGGCUUUGUCAAGCAAAAAAUGAGGACAUUUGAGGCAACAGCAGCUUAUAGCCAUUAUUAUAACAGGCCUUUCUCUCUCUUCUGCACCCUGGCCGCCUCUUUUUUAAACCUACUUCACAUUCAAUAAGUGUUUAUUAAGAGCCUGCUGUAACACAGUAGCCACCCUGCAUGGAGUGCUUGUCUUUUGCCAGCACUGAGCUGGGAGGACACAGCGGGUCACGUACGUUCCCUGUUCUGUUCAGCUCAGAACCUUCCAUGCUUUGCCACUGUGCCGUUGUUUCUCCUCCAUGCACUACAUAAACUCACCAGGCACUGAAAAGAAUUAUUCUAUUAGAUCACCUAAGGACACUAAGUUAUAGGCGACACCACUCUUCCUCCAGUGCUGCCCUCAUACCCAGUGUUUGAUUGUAUCCCGUAACUGAGAGGACUGAUGUUGACCUACAUCUGGCGAUUUUCUUUAGCAUAAUAUCUAGCUCUUCUAGCUGUAAGCAUUACCAAAUAAUUAUCAUUACGAGAUCUGAACACAGCACAAGAUAGAGGCAAAAAACAAAGCAAAACGAACAAAACCAAAUGGUGCUGAAAUUAACUUGAUGUCAAUCUCCAGGCCACUGAUCUUCUGUACCAGUAAAUGCUUAUUUUAGAAAAUUGGAAUUUAGGGUGAGUCAGAGGUCUUCGCUGCACAUACUCUAUAGAAAGUUGAAGGUAGACGAGAGAUGGAUUCAAUUUGUAAAAUGUUUGCGGGUAACAAAGCAAUGCCAAGAUUAGACUUAAUGAUUGAUUACAGAACAGGCCCUAUCAGAAAGUAAAAUACACCAGCAGAGGCCAGUGAAGUAGAGAGAGGCGGUGUGUGUCUGCUGCUUGUCCGCACGCAGACCAGCACUGCCUCUCCUCUUCUAAGACGACCCCAUCAUUGUUAGUGACUGAGAUCAAAACGCUGUUCUCCCUUCAGUGAUUAAAAUCAAACCUGUAUCAGCAAGUUAAACUGUUGUUGCAUUUCUGUAAUUUUUUCUGUUAUUCUUUGAAGCAAGUUGGCAGAAGUUCUUUGUAGAAUUCUUACAGGUCAGAUCUUGUCACAGGGAAUUUCAAAGCCUUGGGAGUGGGGAGGUAAAAAGCUAGAUCAGUCAGAUAAUUUUAUAUUAAAUCGCUGGGCUGAAUUCUGCCAGGAUUUGGGAAUAUUUUCAUAACAGCUUUUGGUUAGGUAUUAUUUGUAUCCCUAUAGUGGAAAAAAUAAUUACCAGUCUUACUUUUAAAAAGUACUCAGUGUAGAAACUUCUAGAAACUUAAUAAUUCUUUUCCACCUUUUCAUAUUAAUUUAUUAUGCUCAGUCUUGCCAAGCUAAAACAAACACACACUGGUGGAGGAGAGGAUGUUGGGAAAGCUGUAGAAGGCAAGAAGGGUCUAAGAUCCCCCAAGGUUUUUUUUUCCUCCGGAAAAGAACAUCAGAGGGCCUGGCAGAUGGUGAAAACUGUGGACCACUUAGGAAAAAAGAAAAGCCCACUUACCUUGUUUCCUGUAAGUCUUAAACAUAGUUCAUUUUCAUUUUAUGUGGAUGAUACUAAGACCAUUUCUUUGAUAGAAUAAAAACAAAAUCUUAAGAUUUUUUUUUUGAAAAGAAGCUAUUAGCAUUUAUUAAUGACUCCUGUUGAGAUGUUUCAUAAAGAGAAAUAUGCAUUCCUAGCAAGUUCCAUCUCCAAACUGCAAAUCAGCCUUUUGCUUGUCACAAUUCCACACUAAGUUUCUGUAUUAAAUUAGAUCAAGGGCUUUCAGACUUGAUUUGAACACCUAUGGAG
This is a messenger RNA of Physeter macrocephalus (sperm whale), 3524 nucleotides long. It is a transcript of the gene LGALS8, whose product is annotated as galectin 8. Lineage: Eukaryota; Metazoa; Chordata; Mammalia; Artiodactyla; Physeteridae. Gene Ontology annotation, biological process: lymphatic endothelial cell migration. The coding region runs from base 637 to 1590 and encodes 317 amino acids. Gene Ontology annotation, molecular function: integrin binding; carbohydrate binding. Gene Ontology annotation, cellular component: cytoplasm. The transcript is spliced from 10 exons. The record is from RefSeq and is a predicted model, not a curated record.